AUUCUCCGAUCGAUUUCUUAUGCUGAGAUGGAAAGCUAUCCUGUUUGGGAACCUAUAUCGUGAUCACAUUGAACUCCACCAUCCCGCCGAUACUAGUAAUCCUGUAAGGCCGGGCCACUGUUCGUGGAAGAAUCAUUUGGGACUACCUUUGUCUCAUAUAAGUCUUGGUGACUACUGACACGUAAGUAUUUCAGAUGACCACAGGCAACACGUCGUUCGAACUCAGUACUACUGGAUUCGCCUUGCCGCCAUCUCCACGAGAUGAGGUGUCGGGUAGUACCUCACAGGAAGUUGACUCUGACUGGGCAGGAACUCUGCUCGAACCUGCAGCAGAAGAUCUGACAACAGAUGUGUCAGCCUCCGAAACUCAAAUGUCACAGUCAGGAGCCAGCCAUGAAGAUGACACAAAUGCCCAUUCCGCUAUUCGGAGUAAUCACGAAAAUGAAUCGUUGCAAAUUUCACAUGGUCCAAAGCGCAGCAAAAGAUUGAGACUAAACGAUUCUGUCGAUGCUGAGCAGCACCCAGCUACGGGUCCUUCUCAGCUCCACGUCGGACCUGAUGCACCCCGUAAAAGGAUGAAGAUUGAAGAACAGGGUCAUGAAGCAGAUAACAGUCUCUACGAUUUCCAUGCAGCUUCAGCGAGUUCUAGUGGGAUCGAGCCCGGGCUCCUAACUAGUUCGCAGCCAAUCAAUUCCACGCGCAGUGAAAGUGACCCUGGCACGAGUCUGGAAGGUAGCAUGGUUGUCCCUGAAAGUGGUGACCCGGCGGAUUCGGCCUCUCACUCUCACCCUUCUCCGUCUACAGCGGUUACACCUGAUCGAGAGCCUACUCAUACAGACGCGAAAUCAGAGGGAAAUUCCUCAACUAAGGUUCCGGCAGAACCUCUGUCGAACUACACUUGUCCCAUCUGCUUUUCACCGCCAACCUAUGCUACCAUGACACCUUGUGGUCAUGUUUGCUGUGGUGAAUGUCUGUUUACUGCCGUCAAGACAGCCAUGCAGCGUGCCGCUUAUCAUGGACCAGCUGCUGAGAGAGCUAAAUGUCCCGUAUGUCGUGCACCCAUUCCUGGUUGGGAUGGGCGAGGAGGUGGAGUAAUAGGACUUCAGCCCCGUGUCAUGUAUAAAGUCGAGAGUCCUCGUAAAGCUCGAUGAGUCCCUUACAUUAUGCACUCAGCACCAUUAUGGUCGUAUCACUUGAUGGCCGCUAGCCCUGACGUGAAAAUUCCCCAGGCACCCAACAGCUUGGUGGAGGGUUGUUUGUUUGCCACGAUGAUCGCGGAUCCUAUACCAGUGCACGUAACUUCUUUCAAACCGCUUCUCCACUUCCUGAUAGUGUUUGCACGGCCGCCCUCUAAAACACAGAAACGAUAUGAAUACAGUGAGAGCGAGGUG
Molecule: messenger RNA, 1391 nt
Organism: Somion occarium
Lineage: Eukaryota; Fungi; Basidiomycota; Agaricomycetes; Polyporales; Cerrenaceae
Source: the annotation of a GenBank genome assembly